Onthophagus taurus is the source of this 1410-nucleotide messenger RNA. RefSeq lists its product as uncharacterized. The record is from RefSeq and is a predicted model, not a curated record. Gene Ontology annotation, biological process: apoptotic DNA fragmentation. Gene Ontology annotation, cellular component: nucleus; mitochondrial inner membrane. NCBI's taxonomy places the organism in Eukaryota, Metazoa, Arthropoda, Insecta, Coleoptera, Scarabaeidae. Gene Ontology annotation, molecular function: nucleic acid binding; single-stranded DNA endonuclease activity; metal ion binding.
UAUCUCACACUAAAUCGAUAAGAUAAACUAUAUAUUAUAUUCCCAUUAAAACCACCAUUUAGUUUCUACCCAUCUCAAUUUCACCAUGUUCAUUAAAACAUUCAUUCUAAAUUUAAUAAUUUCCGUUAUUUAUACCCGAGCAAAAUGCGUUAUCGAUAUAACAACGGACAUCGGAUUUCCACAACCAAUUCUAUUAAACCGACAAAACAAAUUUUAUUUACCAUCAACGGACGGGUUAAUAACUUUAGAAGAUGGUGAUUACAUCGGGGUUGGUUGCCCCGGAUCGACACUAACGAUUAAUUUGGUUCCGUUUAACGACGAUUUCGCAAAGUUUCUUUGCAAAGGUGGAAAAUAUUUACUCGAAGGAGGUUCCAUCACCAAUUUCGAAAGCAUAUCGUGCCAAAAAUCAGUCCAGGCAACCGCAAAAAUCCCCCAAGAUGAUAAUAAAUGCACUAAAUCGUCCCCGAUAAAUCAUAUAAAAAUCCUAAUCGGGUUUCAAUUCACUUCGGAAUUAUUUAAAAAAUUUAUAACUUUAAUAACAACCUGCUUUGAUACAAUUGAAGAAAAAACGAUUUAUUCCAGUUUUAAUUUAACCAAAAGCAACUUAAUGCGACAAUUGAACGUGAAUCGACCGCUUAAAUGGGGCAAAGAUUAUUUUACGAUUCAAAAUUUGGACGAUUUAUACACGCGGAAUACUCAAAGAAAAAUUAUCAACACAUUAAUCGGAUUGGACGAGAAUGAUCUUCAAUACAUAAACAACGUUACUUAUAUAAACCGUGGUCAUUUAACGGCGAUGGCCGAUUUUAUUUACGCCACACAACAAAAAUCAACGUUCUUCUACGUCAAUUCAGCCCCUCAAUGGUCUACCUUCAACGGGGGAAAUUGGAAAAACCUCGAAGAAGAAAUCCGAGAUUUCUCUGCAAAUAACAAAGAUUUAAUUAUUCACACCGGAACUUACGAAACCUUAACAUUACCUUACACCAUCGAAUUAAAACCCAUCAAUAUAUAUUUAUCGUCUACAAUAAACGGUUUUGAGAAAAAAAUACCGGUUCCUAAAACAUUUUGGAAAAUAAUUCACGACCCCGAUACAGAAACAUCUUUAGCAUUUAUCGGAAUUAACAACCCACAUCUCACAACAAUCGAAGAAUCGGAUAUUUUUUGUAACGAUAUUUGCGACAAAGUGAAUUUCGCUCGAUUCGACCGCAAAAACAUCACAAACGGUUACAUUUUUUGUUGCGAAUUGGAGGAUUUUAGGAAUACGGUGAAGGAUUUACCUGAUCUUGGGGUUACGGGGCUGUUGAGUAACGGUUGCGAAUGUUGUUCUUUAAUUAAAACGGGAUUUAUCGUUUUAAUUGCUUCAUUUGUAACCGUAACGUUUUAAAUUUCCAAUUAAAAUCUAUUUACAACGCA